AAGAAGAAGAAGAAGAAGAAGAAACGGAAGACGGAAGAAGGUCCAUCUCGUUUGUAUUAAUGUAUUAUUAGUUAUAUUCUCACCGUCUGACAUCUGAGUAUUAGUUUCGUAUUGAGGGGAUUAUGUCAAGUUCGUAUCCGCAUUAUUUGUGAGAUGGAUCCUGGUCACCUUUUUGAAACCCUGCAUGGUGACGAUGUCACGUCUUGGGUGUCUGUCUGUCCCAGAGGCCUCUGGAAAGUCCAGCAAAAGCAGCCACAUAAAUGGAGUCAACAGACUCUUGGAGGUGGAGCAUCAUGUUCAUCCAGUAACUGUCCAAGGUUGGGUUCACUGUGUCAAGUCCGAGUGCGGCUAAAAGCGAAUCCCGAUGAAGCAGAGAGUUUAGGUUCGGAAAAGGGAAAUGAGCAGUCAGUCCAACCCGACCAAUGUGUCGCAGAGGCAGAGGCCACAGCCUUCCAGAGAUGCCAGGACUCUGUGCUACAGGUCCCACUGGGUGACUGGACAACAUUGAGGCUGGGAGAGGGUCAGUGUGACAUCACAGAAGCAUGUCUGGAAGGGAUGAGAGCUGGAGAAAAAUGUGAGAUAAUUAUUUCUCCAUUGGAAAAUGGACUAGAUGUCUCUGUCCCUGAUCUAGAGGAAAAAUUGCCUUUAUGGGCCACAGUUGAACUCAAAGCUUUCACACCAGGCAAGGAAUCGUGGGCAAUGUCUCCUGUCGAAAAGUGUCAGUGGGUGAAGACCCACAAAGAGAGGGGCGGAGUGAGAUUCAGAAGCGGUGAUGUUUGGGGAGCAGCAGACAGCUACAGCCGGGCUCUCAAGAUUCUCAUCACUCUCCAUGGUUAUGCCAAAGAGGUUGGGAAGAAAGGACAACUGCAAGGAGCAGAGGAGCAGAGAGACACAAACACUGCUGAUGAAACGCAGCAACUUCCUUCAGCUAAUGAAUUCAAAACCAUUAAAGCAGAGCUCCACUCAAACAUGUCGUUGUGCCAGCUGAAAUUGAACCAACCUCAGCGGGCGAAGGCCAGUGCAACUAAAGCUACUCAUCUGGAACCGGGUGGGGCUAAAGCCUGGUAUCGGAUGGGCAAAGCUUGCCAGAUGUUGAAUGAGCUGGAGGAGGCCAGGCAGGCCUUUAUGAAACUGUUGGAGCUACAGCCAGAAUCCCCUUCUGGUCUGAAGGCACUUAAAGACAUAGCAAACAGGGAGAAAGAGAAAAACACUCAAUUGGGGUUGAGACUGAGCAAAAUGUUCAGCUGAUACUGAAAUAUUUUCCAUUAAUUGUCAAUGUUAUCUGUAGAACGGUAUUUUUCUUAUUAAAUGAAAGUAUAUGUACAAAAAACCAGCUCAUAAGUAAAACUACUAAUCUGUGAAUGGACCUUUUUGUUAUGGACAUUAUGUAGUCAAGGAAAGAUGGUUAGUAGACUUCAUGAGGAGUUGGGGAAAGACAACCGCUGUGUUAAGGGAAUCCAUGGCCUAAUCCCAAUCUCAUCCUUAAACCCUGAACCCUCAGCGAUUUAACUGAAGUCACCUGGUAAGUGGUUUGUAUGAGAAUCCUUGAGGGCUUUAAAAAGUGUAAAUAUAAGUGGAACAGCACCUUGCUGUCACGUCACUCUGACAGUGUAAAACACAAUAGAGUAUUUAAUACUUUUUAUACCACCAAAAAACGUCAACGGCUACGUUCGUAUGGUGCGACGGGAGACGCAUGUCAGUGACGUCAGCCUGGAGCUGCGAAAUUUAAAUAUUGCCGCCGCAAGGAACUGUGGGGCGGAAUGCUGCGUUGCUUUCGUAAAGGAUGGAUAGCCGAGUGGUUCCCAGGCUAAAGGAACAAAGUGGUGAAGCAUUGAAGCUCAUUUCCUUAGCAUUUAACGUUAGGGAAUUCGAACAGCCCGUAUCAUGGCAGCUGCUUACACUACUUCCGGGUCAUAUCACUCAUUUAGGAAUCUUCCUAAACAGAUUUGAUUCUGUUCCACCAUGAGGCUUGAAUGGGAUCAUUCAUAGUAUUUUGCGAGUCCAAUAAAAUAUGUAAUACCGUAUUAAAUUUGUUGUUACGUUGUCGCCGUUUCAAAUGGUCAAAAUUCCAGUCAGCCAAAAUGCCGAAACCCGGGAUCGAACCAGGGACCUUUAGAU
Messenger RNA from Pungitius pungitius (ninespine stickleback), 2118 nucleotides. RefSeq names its product FKBP prolyl isomerase like (gene fkbpl). Lineage: Eukaryota; Metazoa; Chordata; Actinopteri; Perciformes; Gasterosteidae. The record is from RefSeq and is a predicted model, not a curated record. The transcript has 4 exons. Gene Ontology annotation, molecular function: protein binding. The coding region runs from base 154 to 1248 and encodes 364 amino acids.